AGGAGGAGGAAGAGGGAGGAAGGAGAGGAAGAGGGACUAGGGCCAAGACACGUAAUUCACCCCCUUUUCUCUUGGCGCCAAUCUGGCGGAGAAAAAAAAAACUAUUUUGGUUUUUUUUUUUGGUCAACUUUAGUGUAAUCAAUCGUGAGCAUAUUAUUUUGUAGCCAGUGGCGUUAGGUAGUUUGCUAAAUCGCUGUAGCAUUUUUACAUAAUCUUUACACCCCUUUUUCUUUCUCUCUCCCCCCCCACCAAGAAACCACAUUCACUGAGCGACUAAGUUAGCAACAGCAAGACACAGCGGUCGUUUACAGAAAAACAGCGAUAUGGGGAGGAAGUCAAACAAAGCGAAGGAGAAGAAGCAGGCUCGUCUGGCGGAGAGGGCAGCCAUGGAUGCAGUGUGUGCCAAGGUGGACGCAGCCAAUAAGCUGGACGACCCUUUGGCUGCUUUCCCAGUCUUCAAAAAGUAUGACAGAAACGGAUUGAAUCUCCAGAUCGAGUGUAAGAGGGUGUCCACUCUCAACCCCAUGUCUGUGGAGUGGGCCUACGAGCUGACCCGGACCAACAUGCAAACACUGUAUGAGCAAAGCGAGUGGGGAUGGAAGGAGAGAGAAAAGAGGGAUGAGAUGAAAGACGAGAGGGCGUGGUAUCUGCUGGCUCGAGACACAGACUCCUCCCCCGUGGCCUUCUCUCACUUCCGAUUCGAUGUCGAGUGCGGGGAGGAGGUGCUAUACUGUUAUGAGGUCCAGCUGGAGAGUAGGGUGAGGAGGAAAGGACUGGGCAAGUUCCUCAUCCAGAUACUACAGCUCAUCGCCAACAGCACACAGAUGAAGAAGGUGAUGUUAACAGUAUUCAAACACAACCACGGGGCGUACCAGUUCUUCAGAGAAGCUUUACAGUUCGAUAUCGACGACACCUCCCCCAGUAUGUCUGGUUGUUGUGGCGACGACUGCACCUAUGAGAUCCUGUCGCGGCGGACCAAACAUGCCGAGGCCCAAGCAGAGGCCCAGGGGCACAGCCACGGUGGAGGAGGGCACUGUGGAGGCUGCUGCCACUGAGGGAGCCUGUUCCUAUUUCACCACUUCCUGCCCACUUCCUGGUCCCACGCUCUAGAAGCUGCCCCUCGUCCGCUUCUCUGCUCAUGAGUCAUUACUGUACACAACCUCCAAACGCCCCAAAAUCCCUGGCCCCCUCUAUAUCCCACCCUAUCUCUCAUCCGUAUCCCUCUCUUUCUCUCUCAUCCGUAUCCCUCUCUUUCUCUCUCAUCCGUAUCCCUCUCUUUCUCUCUCAUCCGUAUCCCUCUUUCUCUCUCAUCCGUAUCCCU
Messenger RNA from Oncorhynchus gorbuscha (pink salmon), 1321 nucleotides. RefSeq names its product N-alpha-acetyltransferase 40, NatD catalytic subunit (gene naa40). The record is from RefSeq and is a predicted model, not a curated record. Lineage: Eukaryota; Metazoa; Chordata; Actinopteri; Salmoniformes; Salmonidae. Gene Ontology annotation, molecular function: histone H4 acetyltransferase activity; protein N-terminal-serine acetyltransferase activity; histone H2A acetyltransferase activity. Gene Ontology annotation, cellular component: nucleus. The transcript has 8 exons. Bases 324 to 1055 code for a protein of 243 amino acids.